AUGCACAUGGAAUUUAUAGAUUUACCGUACAAGAAUUUGCGUGCAAUUCCUAUUUUUGAAGAGAGAGAAGAAAAACUUGAUACGAUAGGACCCGAAACUCACACCCUUGGAGUGAGAUUCAAGGAUCUAUACGCUUCUCUUGCUAAAGAUUUGAAAAAGAUCAAUGCCAAAUACGUGAAAGCAACUGAUGCUUUUCAUGACGCGUCGGUGGAAGCUGCAAAGAAAGAUAAAUUACCACCACCGAAAUUUUUUGAUACCUGGAACAAAAAGUAUGUGAAAUACGUGAAGCUAUCAGAGAAAGCUGCCGUCGAGUUGUUUAAGAGAGCUGAAGGAUUUGGCAAAAAGCUUGAAGAAGCACCGAAGAAACACUGA
Molecule: messenger RNA, 372 nt
Organism: Acaulospora colombiana
Lineage: Eukaryota; Fungi; Glomeromycota; Glomeromycetes; Diversisporales; Acaulosporaceae
Source: the annotation of a GenBank genome assembly